UCUUUCCUUUGGACUGGAAAAUCUCAAGAAAAUUCCAGAGACCCAAACACAUAUCUCCUCCUGCUGCUAUAUAAGAACCUCAUCUUUCUCGCUCGUCUCCGCUAUCCAAACAUCAUUAACUCAUCGUUACUAAAUCCACAUUGAAUCCAGUUCUCGCGUACUCGAUCGUAAAACCCAAACAAUGGCUUCCAGAACUUUGAUUUCCACUUUCCUUCUGAUAGCAUCAAUGUCGUCCCUUUUCUUCCAGACCAGCGAAGCCCUAAUCCCCUACACGAGAAGCGUCUGGGACACAAUGUUCCCAUCGGAGGAUCCAUUCAGGAUCCUCGAGCAAUCUCCGCUCAACAUUCCUCGAAACAUGGAGACGUCGCCUCUGGCUCUGCUGGCACGCGCCGAUUGGAGGGAGACGCCAACGGAGCACGUGAUCGCGGUGGACAUUCCAGGGAUGAAGAAGGAGGACGUGAAGAUCGAGGUGGAGGAGAACAGGGUAGUGAGGAUAAGCGGCGAGAGGAAGGAGGAGGCGGCGGAGGUGGAGGGAGAGAAGUGGCACAGAGCCGAGAGGACGAACGGAAAGUUCUGGAGACAGUUCAGAAUGCCAUUGAACGCGGAUCUGGAUCACAUCAGAGCGAGGAUUGAAGAUGGCGUUCUGAGAAUCGUUGUGCCGAAGCACAAAGAAGAGACGAAGAGACAGCCUAGAGUGAUCAACAUCGCCGAGGAUCAAGCUGCUUCUGGAGAAGAUGUUAAGGCUACGAAGGCUUCAGUGUAAGAACAUCAAUGGAACGUGGAAGAAGAUAUGAAUAUGAAUUUUGAUGCACAUACAGCUUUAUCGGAUGCUAAGUUUAAUUCGUUGUCUUUUAUGUUCGUGAAGUUUUUGUUAAAAUCUACUGAUGCUGAGAGAAUAAUUUUAAGGAAUAAAGAAAUUACUGCGUGACAAGUUUGUUACUUCUGAUGAUCUUGAUGUUUAAAACGAAGAAAGAAAAUGUGUGCUUGAAUAUUUUUACGUAUGCUG
This is a messenger RNA of Prosopis cineraria, 1006 nucleotides long. RefSeq names its product 22.7 kDa class IV heat shock protein-like. The coding region runs from base 182 to 763 and encodes 193 amino acids. Lineage: Eukaryota; Viridiplantae; Streptophyta; Magnoliopsida; Fabales; Fabaceae. The record is from RefSeq and is a predicted model, not a curated record. Gene Ontology annotation, biological process: response to salt stress; protein folding; response to heat. The transcript has a single exon.